GAGGCAUUAUAUGGUUCCAAUGUGCCGUUUAUGGUUCGUGCCACUACCAUAUCAAGACCAACCUCCAUCCUUCAGUCUCAACUCUCAAGGUCGAACAUUCGCUCGACUGAAGUUCUUUUGAUAUACACAUCUGAAUAAUAUUUUCCGCGUGUUAUUACUCUCUUGACCAAUAUCCAACGCAUCUAUUAAUCAUCACACUUGGAUCAGACGAUGUCAUCUUCUCUAGGAUUGAAGCUGGAACCACCAACCGAAGCCGAACCCUCAAAGUACACGUACCAGUCGUUGUCGGGACCCGACAAGAUCCGAGUUCUACACCUCCACAGAGCAGACUCAGAGGAGGUCGAAUGCACCCUUCAAGAAAUCACUCACAGGGAUGGCGGAUAUCAAGCGCUCUCCUACGUCUGGGGCAGCGACGUGAAACCCUAUCGCGCUAUCGUGAGAGACUCAGCUAGAAUGGUUCAGGGAUACAUCCCGUUGACAGAAAGUUUGAACCACGCGCUUCACGACCUGUGGGAUGCGGAAGAGGUCAAGAGCAAGGUUUUUGGAUUGAUCAGAUCUGCAUUGCCCAGGAUGGCAUCGAAAAGAAUGGGCAGGUCGCCAUGAUGGGAGAGAUUUUAUGCGAAUGCAGAGAGGGCGAUCACGUAUGUUGGACCGACCGGAGACCAAGAGGAAGAAAAGAAAGGGGUUCAACUCCUCAGACGAUUGGACGAGCAUUUUUCUCCAAAUUACGAGGCCUUCGUUACAGCUGAGGGUUUGAGGGAAAUUUAUAUCAGUCGAUC
Molecule: messenger RNA, 779 nt
Organism: Eremomyces bilateralis CBS 781.70
Lineage: Eukaryota; Fungi; Ascomycota; Dothideomycetes; Eremomycetales; Eremomycetaceae
Exons: 1
Coding region: 211-603 (130 amino acids)
Source: RefSeq, a predicted model, not a curated record